Molecule: messenger RNA, 1017 nt
Organism: Gossypium raimondii (Peruvian cotton)
Lineage: Eukaryota; Viridiplantae; Streptophyta; Magnoliopsida; Malvales; Malvaceae
Exons: 2
Coding region: 89-805 (238 amino acids)
Source: RefSeq, a predicted model, not a curated record
AGCCUCAAAUUUUUUGAUAUGUUCAGCUCAUCUUUUUCACUUUCUAGAACUCAAAAACUUGACCAAGCUUUUCCAUUCCCAACACAAAAUGGGGUGCAAAUUCAUCUCCUUAGAACCACCAAUCUUAUACCAAAUCCCUGUAAGAACAACACCACCAUGUUUUAGAACUAAAGCUAUUGCUUUCUCUUCUUAUGCACCAAACAAAGGUGAACCUGUUUCCACCAAGUUGCCACUGUCAAAGACCAAUGAUGUCUACAGUGUUAGCUUCAAGACAUUAGGAGCUUGUAAGCUUGGGAUUUCUAGAUACCCAGAUUUUGAAUACAACGCACAAGGUGGUACAGGGACUGGAACCGGUUCUAAGGUUGCUGAUAGCGAUGAACUUUCGGUUAGUUUCGACGUUAAAACACUGUAUAUUCCACCAUUGGCAAGCUCAACAACUAAGUUCCUUGGAUUGCCAUUGCCACCUUUUUUGAAAAUCCACAUUGUUCCUCAAUUGUUUCAAGGGAAUAUCGAUCAAGAAUCCGGCAAGGUUGACUUGGAAUUCUUAGCCAAGUUUUGCUUUUCGGUCGGGAGUAUUUACGAAGCGCCGCCGUUGGUGGUGAAGACGGUUUUAACGUCCGAUGAAUCGAAAGGGAAGAUGAGAAGUGGAAGAGGUGAGAGAUUAGAUGAAGAGGGGAAUUGCAAAUUGGUUGGGGUAGCAUUUGUUGAACCUAUUGAUGAUGUCUUCAUGAAUACUUUCCUUAGUUUACCUACUGAAUGCCUUGCCAAGUUGAAUGCUGUUAUCACCUUGUCCAAAUCUUCUUGAAAAACCAUAUGUUUGUAGUUGCUGAAUGUUAAUGGAGUUUCAUAUAGGGCCCUGGCAUAGCAAUUCUUAGUCAUACUUGGUUAUGCUUUAGAUACAUCCAUACAUGACACAUGUAUAUCAUAUACAUAUAUGUACCAGCACCAUGCAUGCUUAUGUAACCUAUUGGUUAUGCAUAGUUAUUGAUAGGAAUUGAAUUAUAAUUUUUUUUAAGA